This is a messenger RNA of Penicillium pulvis, 1362 nucleotides long. RefSeq lists its product as uncharacterized. Lineage: Eukaryota; Fungi; Ascomycota; Eurotiomycetes; Eurotiales; Aspergillaceae. The transcript has 2 exons. Gene Ontology annotation, cellular component: mitochondrion. The record is from RefSeq and is a predicted model, not a curated record. The coding region runs from base 1 to 1362 and encodes 453 amino acids.
AUGCUCACACCUCGGUUGCCGUUCCUUUACCCUAAUUUCAUGCGAGCUAUCCGACUUUGUGAACCAAGAAUACUCCACGCCGUCCCACUCGCUAGGCCCCGAAGGCCAUUUCACACUAGUCACCUCCGCAAACAGCAAUCCUACCAGCGACGAUAUGGCCCAGCAGUGGAACCAAGUAUACCUCCAUCCCUGCAUUCACACGAGAACCCCCCGAUACAACCCACAGAUGUCUCAGGCUCCGGGGCGGCUAGUGAGGACGUAGACAAUACAGAGGGAAAUCGCUCGGCAUCGGAGCAGUCAUUAUCGGAUUCGCAAACACCGCCAGAGCCACAAGCACAAGCGGAGGAACAGGCUUCCGAGUCUCAAAAUGACCCAUCCGAUGCUGCAGCUUCAUACUUAUCGGAGCAAGUUGCAGCUGACUCUGCCAAAAGUGCUCCCGCUGCCUCGGAGCAACCUCAGGAGCAAGGAUCGGAUGCGGAGACCACAACAAGCGCGUCAGCUUCAUUUCCGUUUGAAGAUGUAGGGGAAGGAACGUCUCACAUAAGUCCAUAUGCAAACAGCAACAGCUCAUUCGAAGAAGUCUACCACAUGCCAUCUCCAUCGACAUAUCUCACUCCCACGGAUCCAUCAAAUGCCGAACAUAAACCGCCACACAUGUCGCCAGCGCCAUAUGUCCACCAUUUCGAUACCUACUCCCUCGUGCAAGACCUGUCUAAAGGUGGCUUCACCCAUGAGCAAUCCACGACAAUCAUGAAAGCCGUACGGACGAUUCUACAAAAGAACCUUGACUUUGCCCAGCAGAGCUUGACUUCCAAAUCAGACGAAGAAAACGAGUCGUAUCUAUUCAAAGCAGCCUGCUCGGAGCUCCAGCAGUCGCUUCAAAUGGCCCGCGCAUCGGAAGUUCAAAGGCAAAGAGCUUCUCGGGGACAGCUGGAACAUGAGACGGAUAUACUAUCUCAACGCCUGAACCAGGAGCUUGCGGGUAUGAAGGAUGAAAUCAAGGGCAUGUUCAAUGACCACAAGAUGAGCACUCGUGAGCAACAACGUGUGAUCGACACAUCGGAUCAAGAAUUGAACUACAAGAUUACUGUCUCGCUUAACAGCGAUGGAAAGAGCGAGAUCGAAGGCCUAAGAUGGAUUUUGACAAGACGUGCUGCUAUGGCAGUUGCUACCUGUGCCUUUAUGAUGAUACUGUUUUUGAAGUACGCCUCUACUCGCAAGCCGCAGGAGCCAGCCAAGCCAGCCGAGGUUGAGAAACCCGUCAAGGAAGUCACGAAAGAAACUCGGGUCAUCCAAGAAACCUCAAGCCAGUCUAAGGUGCCUUCUAUUGCUGUGGCGCACCUUGGAGAGUCACUGGGCUGA